AACAAAAAACAAAUCAAAUAAUGGGUUGUGCUAGUAGUACGCCAAUGAUACAAACAACCGGAAGUGAAAUGUUAAAAGCAGCCACACAUGUUGCCACAGAUGCAACAAAAACGGCUGAAGAUGCAGUAGAAGGCGUAAAGGAAACUGUGGGCAAAACUCUAGAAACCGCAAAAGAUUCAGUGGCUACAACAGUCGAAAGUGUUAAACAUGAAGUAGAGAAUGUGGUCAAAGAUAAAACAGAAAUGUUGGAGGAUGCUAAAAAUACACUAAUGGAAAAAUUGCAUUUAAAACAAACAGACAGCGAAGAAGACAACAAAAACGAACAGGCGGAAACGGAUGAAACGAUGAAAACUCAAUUAAAUGAAAGCAAUGGCAGUGAAAAUGAUGAUACAGCCACCACUAGUACAACAGCUGCAGCAGCAAAAGAUAUAAAAGAACAAAUUCUAACACGAACUGACACUGAAACGGAUAGUUUAAAAACUUCUACACCGGAACCGGAAAUCGAACAGGCAUUAGCUAAAAACCAUGAUAAUUCGGAAGGGGAUGAAGACGAUAAUCCACCCACACCUAAGCCUACAUUAUCGGAAUUGGAAAAUCUAACAGCAGAAGUUUUAAAACAGCAGCCACUUAACGAUACAGCUAUGAUGGUCAAUGACCUUAACAGGACAAAUAAUGAGCAUGUAAUGUCAGGCAUGCAUGAAAACAUUAAAACUUUGGAUAAUGACAGCAAUAACAUGACAAAGGCAGCAGAAGCAGCAGCAGCUGUAGGGUCAACUAACAACGAUAUUAAGUCCAAUAACAUGCAGUGAGUAGGCAGGUCCUUCUAAAUUAACUAAUGUGUCAUUUGUUUUCUAUUUAUUGGGUGUAAUUUUUUUUCUGUAUCCUUAAUUAAAUGUGAUGUGUGAUAUGUUGUGUGUAUUUAAACAGUUUUUCAAAGUUUUUUUAAACAAAAAAUUUAAAAUUAGUGAAAAAAAAAAAAAUGAAAUAGCAAACCUAAACAUGUCUAGGCAUGCAAUAGUUUGUUAAACAA
Molecule: messenger RNA, 1030 nt
Organism: Lucilia sericata (common green bottle fly)
Lineage: Eukaryota; Metazoa; Arthropoda; Insecta; Diptera; Calliphoridae
Exons: 2
Coding region: 21-809 (262 amino acids)
Source: RefSeq, a predicted model, not a curated record